AUGGAAUCAUGGGCGGACCAUUUCCCUCAGCUCGAGGCCCGAUCGCACUUCAACUUGACUCUCAACACUUCGGCCGUUCGUCAAGUUCCCUGGACACAAACAAACACGACAAGAACCCUUAUCGCAAGUCUACAGCUGCAACAAGUACAAACGCUCCGAACGACACAUCUUACCCUGGGAGCGUUUAGCCUUGCUUUGACAUUAUUGACGGUCCAUCGAAUUGUCUCAGACGCACGACGCGCAGCAGCUCUUCAGGUCCUUCCCAGGAAGAAGAGAUUCAAUGCUUUGCACAAUGUUCACCCUGCUGAAACUUUUCCACUCGCGUUGGCCUGCGGUGCCGUUCUACAACAAAUUAUCUUCGUAUCAGUGCAGGGCACUACACUCCAUAGUGUGUUUUCUAAGAGUUGUCGCGGACUGGCAAUGGUCACAUUCCCUGCUAUUUUUCUGAUCGGGUACAUCACCUUGGUUUUCGGCAUCGAAGUCGUGGUCAGAGCCUACAAACAAGACCGAUUCGCUCCACGCGGCAAGUGGAACACAACAAUAUGUGUCGCCGUCGUAUCGUUUAUGCUUCUGCUCACCUGGAUGCCAACUGUGGCCUGGCCAUCGCCAAACACUUGCUUUGGUGGCCUUAUCUGGUUUCCUAUGCGAUACGAUCUUCUCAUGUUGAUUUUUCUUUCUGUUCUUGUCUUCCUCUUGCUCUUGGUAGCCGCUUUGAUCAGUAUCCAACUGAUGAGAACACCCGAGAUCGAUCACAAUGAGCGUAUUUCAGCUUCACGCAUGACCUACUUUCUGAUUGUGGCUGCACUUAUUUACACUCUCGUCAUCCCAGUUGAAGUACAGUCUCUUCGACGAGAAUUUAUGGAAGCACUGGCCGCUUCUCGAAUCGCAGAAAUCUCGCUCUUCUCCUCAGGAAUGGUCAUCACCUUCUUCCAUCUCUUCCUUCGUACGAAUGCUACACGAAUGGUCAUCCGUCCCAUCGAAGAGCUCAAGGCUCCUGCGAAACAACAACGACCAAAAAUUCGAUUCUUCGGUCCUAGCGAUCUGGAAAUGCAGAUCAGCGGCCCGAUGGCACUACAAACAACUCAUCGUCUACACAGCCAACAGGGUCUGAUCGAUGUUGGGCCGGAGAAGAACCGUGGGGACUUUGAUGCCGAGUACUUUGAACGACCCGAGCGGGCUUUGACGCCGGCAUCGACCAAACCUGGAAGCCCGAUCGAUCUCACAAAGUGGCCUCUACCACCUGCUCUUGACAAUGAUGCUACAACACAUGAACGCAAGCAAAGUUACUCUCUUUUCCCCACACGCGCGGAAGAGGUACCUCGCCUUCCUCCAACUGUCUACGAUCCUAAAGCUACAUCAGACGGUUCCUCGGUUUCUAAACUCGCCCUACGGCGCUUCACACGACGAGGCUCGGUUACCAACGUCAGCGAUGCUUUCGACUUUCUCAGCAAGCCAAAACUACCAUUUGCGGAACGGCACCAACGCAUGCAAAGUACAGAUAGUAGCGCAACAGUUCAGAUUGGUCUCCGCUUCUCAGUAGCGCCUGCAACGCUUGCAGCAGCCAAAUGUACGCGAGCCGAACGAGAUACACCACCGCUAAAACGAGGGGUCACUGAUUCAAGCGAAGAUUCAUUAGGCCUCCCGAUCCAGAAGCCCUCUACGACAGGCAUAUCACCAUCUGAAGAGAUGCCUAGCCCGAGCACGUUUCCCCAACCACCCCCGCGUGGUGACUCGCCAACUCGGCCCAGGGCUAACAGCCCGGGACGGACCCCAGCCUUUCCUCUCACGCCGUCAGCUCAGUCCAGCGCCUAUCUCCAGGCUCAGCGCGAGAAGUUGCUACCCUCCCCACCACCGAAAUCACCAAACCCACCUCCACGCUUCGCAACCCCGACACAACCUGUCGUCCCCGCACCUGCAUGCAUAAGCGGACUGCGGAUGAACCCUGUGACACCCGUUGCAUCAGUUGGUUCACCCACUACAGCAUCACAACCAGCAACGCCCGUGUCGGUUGCCAACCUUGCACGAUCAAACAGUGGCCGUGCAUCCCCGUCACCCACAGCCCGCAUCCCACUUGGGGCAGGCACAAUGUCUCGCACUCCGCGACCCAAUGGCUGGAUCUGA
Molecule: messenger RNA, 2121 nt
Organism: Alternaria postmessia
Lineage: Eukaryota; Fungi; Ascomycota; Dothideomycetes; Pleosporales; Pleosporaceae
Exons: 4
Coding region: 1-2121 (706 amino acids)
Source: RefSeq, a predicted model, not a curated record